Messenger RNA from Tribolium madens (black flour beetle), 1372 nucleotides. Its product is annotated as cilia- and flagella-associated protein 161. NCBI's taxonomy places the organism in Eukaryota, Metazoa, Arthropoda, Insecta, Coleoptera, Tenebrionidae. The record is from RefSeq and is a predicted model, not a curated record. The transcript has 2 exons. Gene Ontology annotation, biological process: cilium assembly. The coding region runs from base 146 to 1354 and encodes 402 amino acids. Gene Ontology annotation, cellular component: motile cilium.
UUCCCCACCGGACGACCUUGGAAACGUGGCCAAACACGAAAUUUUCACACAAACACGAGGAGAUCACAAGACAUUGGAAGAGAUUUCAAUGCGAGAUGAAGCACGCGGAGUUUUUGGAAAACUGCGAGAAAAAUCCGAGAUUUAGAUGGUUUUCGCGAUUUUUCACCGGAUAAUUUUGAGAAAACUGAUCGGAAAAGAAAACGACGGUUGGAACAYACCGGACGCGAAACGACGAGUGUUGGGACUUUGCUUAUACACAGCGAUGACGGUUAAAAUCGUGAUGGUGUAUCCCCACAUACUUAUACUACCCAUCCUGCAAAAGUUUACACAGGUAAACGCACUGUAUACACUAUUUCGACCAGUUCGAACACAGACUUUGAACCGAAACUCCUCGAAUAAAGGGUUGAUAAGGAAGUUUAAAAAAAUGUGUGAAAACUACAACAAACCCCAAAUCGACUACAAGAAAGAAAAAGACGACCUUUCCGAAUUAUACAAAAACCGGAUCAUUUACUCCCUCCCAGUCCGCGCCGGCUAUUGGUCAAAUGAACUCGCAAUACGCGAACAACUGGAAUUUUCAUACAACUACAAAAGGGAGCAUUGCCAACUCCUUAUUCAGAAAACACGGAAAAUGUUCCGUAAUCUCCUCCGGCCUACUGUCCUAUCCUCCGACACGCCAUACAUCGCAUACAAUGUGAACUACCAAAUCAAGUCGUACGGAAUCAAAGAAACCAACCCUUGCGGUAAAGAAAGUCUUCAACCUUUGUAUUUAUCAGGGGUUAUUACCGAACGAGAAAUCGAAAGCACCCAACAUUUCACCCACGGAUGUGUCCUCACAGCCUCCUCAGACCGGACUCCCUGCAUUCGUAACACAUUUGUUUUCGUGGGGUGUGAUUCGGAAAAGUCCGGGAAUGUGAAUUACGGUGAAGAUGUUUACAUUGAAAUUAGCGAGAGUGAAGGGCCUCCUUUGUACGUUCAGUGUGAAAACUCAACGAUGGACACUUUCGGGAAACAUCUAAGUUUGAGACUGAGCCGCGUACCGGAUAUUUAUUGCCGGUUCAAGAUUUUGCACUGGAAGCCCCAGCUCCGGGACGAGACUUGUGGCACUUUUGUCGUCUACAACUCCUACGUUAUAAUCCAACACACGGCUUCUGGACACAACUUAGCAGCAGAGUUUCACAACUGGAUGCCCACUUUUUUCGGCAGCGAAUGCACGACUUCCUGUCACACUUUCCGCGACACUCAUSGGAUGGAAACUAGCGAAAAUUUGUGGAAAAUCGUGGGACACGAGAAAACGGAUUUAGACCACGUGCAAAUGGCCCAUGCCGCACCAAAUUUGUGCGACAAAAAGAAGUAAACUGUUUUAAAAAAUUUA